Racocetra persica is the source of this 158-nucleotide messenger RNA. Lineage: Eukaryota; Fungi; Glomeromycota; Glomeromycetes; Diversisporales; Gigasporaceae. The record is from the annotation of a GenBank genome assembly.
CAUUAAGGUUAACAAGUUCAGUUGUGUUCAAAAAGAAUUUGACAACUUGUGCCAAAAUUAAUAUUGAAGUUUCUGGUUUAUUAUUAGAAGCUUUGGCAAAUACACCACAAAAUGUUGUAAUAGUAUCAAUUUGGUUAUAUACUUCUAAGUUGCAAUAG